Molecule: messenger RNA, 2237 nt
Organism: Laccaria bicolor S238N-H82
Lineage: Eukaryota; Fungi; Basidiomycota; Agaricomycetes; Agaricales; Hydnangiaceae
Exons: 28
Coding region: 10-825 (271 amino acids)
Source: RefSeq, a predicted model, not a curated record
AUGGAUGGAAUGCUUGGAUCCAGCUUCGCCAGCCUUACCCAACAGGCACAGUUCCAAACAUACUUCCAAGUCGCGAUCACGGCUGCGGUUCUUUAUGACCACGUCAUAACAUUGGACGUAGAGAAGAAAAAAUGGUCCGCUGUGAAUGUCUUCUUCAUAAUUAAUCGAUACUUAGGCGAAGCCGUUCCCUUAUACUUGGCGAGAGUUUUGAUACUUCGAUUUUCCCCCCAGGACCUUCAACUCAUACAAUUGCUUAGAUGUAAUAUUGCGUCAAAGGUUCAAGGAUGGGGAUCCCAUGUUGUGAUUUGGUCGAUGCAAGCCAUUAUGCUAUAUCGAAUCUGUUGCCUGUACAAGAAUUCAAGAAAGGUAACAAUUUGGAUGUCUAUCCUAUUUGCCCUUGAAAUAAUCUCGAUGGUGGUGACCGACGCGCUUUACUUGCGUGACCUCCCCUCUCAUGGUGGAUCUAAUGCUCCUACUUCCUCGGGCCCUUCCUCUCCAUGUCCUCCAGGCCCUCCUCCUUCAGGCGGUCCUCCAGGUCCUCCUCCUUCAGGCGGUCCUCCAGGUCAUCCUCCCUCAGGCCUCCCUCCCCCUUCUUCCUCGGGUCUUCCUUUUUCUCAAGGAAACAUCCCCGUAUGCCUAGUAUUUUCUCCAAGCUGGUAUUUAAUAUCGUGGACGCCAAUAUUUGUGCUUGAGCUGCUAAUCCUGCUAAUGGGAUUACGAGCUGGCUUAAGCUACUUCAAGGAAACAAGAUCACUCCCCUCAUUAAACAGAUUUCCUUUACAUUCAAUCCUGCUGCGCGACAGUAUUCUGUUUCCCAUGAUGUAAGAAACAUUUCAAUGCGUGCGUCGUGCUCAACCCUCGAAAUAGCGCUUUUUUCGUAGGGAUCUUCAGUAUCAUGGGGUGGGCUCGACCAACGCGUUAUUACAUGCCAGUCGCCAACGGCUUACCCCAAUUAUUCUCGAGAGUUUUAGGCUGCCGCCUGAUUCUUAAUCUUCGAGAGGCGUAUUAUCUUCCUUUCGAAGAAGAAUGUGGGCAGCCUGACAAGCUUCCGACUCUUAUCUUCCAUAACACCGUGACAGAUGACGAGCCCGGAGUGGUGGAUUAACUUUUGGGUGCCUCUGAGAUGCUGCUUGUGCCUGAAAAUUUGUACUUUACUUCGGUGUCGCGGUAUCGAGAUUCAGCUGGAGCCUUGGAGUGCAGAAUUGAGACGUGGAAUAGGACUAAUCGGAAUUGGGACAUCGCGAUCACGGCUGCGGUUCUUUAUGACCACGUCAUAACAUUGGACGUAGAGGUCGAGCUCAUCUGGAAGAAAAAAUGGUCCGCUGUGAAUGUCUUCUUCAUAAUUAAUCGAUACUUAGGCGAAGCCGUUCCCUUAUACUUGGCGAGAGUUUUGAUACUUCGAUUUUCCCCCCAGAAUGUGUCUCAGGAGUGUAAUAUUGCGUCAAAGGUUCAAGGAUGGGGAUCCCAUGUUGUGAUUUGGUCGAUGCAAGCCAUUAUGCUAUAUCGAAUCUGUUGCCUGUACAAGAAUUCAAGAAAGGUAACAAUUUGGAUGUCUAUCCUAUUUGCCCUUGAAAUAAUCUCGAUGGUGGUGACCGACGCGCUUUACUUGCGUGACCUCCCCUUCAUGGUGGAUCUAAUGCUCCUACUUCCUCGGGCCCUUCCUCUCCAUGUCCUCCAGGUCAUCCUCCCUCAGGCCUCCCUCCUGCCUAGUAUUUUCUCCAAGCUGGUAUUUAAUAUCGUGGACGCCAAUAUUUGUGCUUGAGCUGCUAAUCCUGCUAAUGGGAUUACGAGCUGGCUUAAGCUACUUCAAGGAAACAAGAUCACUUCCCUCAUUAAACAGAUUUCCUUUACAUUCAAUCCUGCUGCGCGACAGUAUUCUGUUUCCCAUGAUGUAAGAAACAUUUCAAUGCGUGCGUCGUGCUCAACCCUCGAAAUAGCGCUUUUUUCAUAGGGAUCUUCAGUAUCAUGGGGUGGGCUCAACCAACGCGUUAUUACAUGCCAGUCGCCAACGGCUUACCCCAAUUAUUCUCGAGAGUUUUAGGCUGCCGCCUGAUUCUUAAUCUUCGAGAGGCGUAUUAUCUUCCUUUCGAAGAAGAAUGUGGGCAGCCUGACAAGCUUCCGACUCUUAUCUUCCAUAACACCGUGACAGAUGACGAGCCCGGAGUGGUGGAUUAACUUUUGGGUGCCUCUGAGAUGCUGCUUGUGCCUGAAAAUUUGUACUUUACUUCGGUGUCGCG